AUGGAGCUCUGGCCGUGGCUGAGCGCGGCGCUACUGCUGCUGCUGCUGCUCGUGCAGCUGAGCCGGGCCGCCAACUUCUACGCCAGGAUCGGCCUGUACUGCGCGCUCUGCUUCGGCGCCUCCGCCGCGGCCUCACUGGUGUGCCUGCUGCGCCACGGCGGCCGCACCGUGGAGAACAUGAGAAUCAUAAGCUGGUUCGUGCGCUCCUUUAAGUACGCCUAUGGGCUCCGCUUCGAGACCCGGGGCCGCGAGAAGCUGGAGGUGGACCGGCCGUGCGUGAUCAUCUCCAACCACCAGAGCAUCCUGGACAUGAUGGGCCUCAUGGAGAUUCUCCCCAGACGUUGCGUGCAGAUCGCCAAGCGGGAGCUGCUCUUCCUGGGCCCCGUAGGCCUCAUCAUGUACCUGGGGGGCGUCUUCUUCAUCAACCGGCAGCGCUCCAGCACUGCAGUGACCGUGAUGGCUGACGUGGGUGACCGCAUGGUCAGGGAGAACCUCAAAGUGUGGAUCUACCCCGAGGGUACACGCAACAGCAAUGGGGACCUGCUGCCCUUCAAGAAAGGUGCCUUCUACCUGGCUAUCCAGGCCCAGGUGCCCAUCAUCCCCGUGGUCUACUCCUCCUACUCCUCCUUCUACAACCCUGAGACUAAGCUCUUCACCUCAGGAACAAUUAAGGUGGAAGUGCUGGACGCUGUCCCCACCACCGGCCUCACCGUGGCCGACAUCCCCAAGCUCAUGGACACUUGUCACCGGGACAUGAGGAACACCUUCUUCCGCGUGUCCAAGAUGCCACAGGAAAAUGGGGCCAGCGAGGGACUGUGA
This is a messenger RNA of Orycteropus afer afer, 819 nucleotides long. It is a transcript of the gene AGPAT2, whose product is annotated as 1-acylglycerol-3-phosphate O-acyltransferase 2. Gene Ontology annotation, biological process: phosphatidic acid biosynthetic process. The transcript has 6 exons. Gene Ontology annotation, cellular component: membrane; endoplasmic reticulum. The record is from RefSeq and is a predicted model, not a curated record. Gene Ontology annotation, molecular function: 1-acylglycerol-3-phosphate O-acyltransferase activity. NCBI's taxonomy places the organism in Eukaryota, Metazoa, Chordata, Mammalia, Tubulidentata, Orycteropodidae. Bases 1 to 819 code for a protein of 272 amino acids.